AAAAUUGCGAUGGCCAUGGCUUGGCCAUCGCAAUUUUUAAUUACUUUUGAGACUGGAAAUAAACAGGAAAGUGAUGGGUUUCAGUAUGAAGUUACUAAUUAUGACUGUGCUAUUUUACCAUGGGAGCUGUGAGGACACGGUGACUGUGAGGGAGCCCCCCGCACCCCCGGCGCCCCCCACCAACAGGAUCGUCGGGGGACACCCCACCACCAUCGAGACAUACCCUUACAUGGCGUAUUUAGUCUCACAUUAUACGAAUUUCCGGAAAUUUCUGAGGGACCAAGCAGACCAUCUGGAGUCGCUUGACCCUGGCCAGCCUAAUGGACCCAGUGACGCCCAUAUGAACUCCGCGAGGAAGGCUUCAAGGAUCAGACAGAAAUGGUUCAAGGACUGCGGGGGCGUGAUACUCACACAGCACCACGUGCUCACCGCUGCGCACUGCUUAUUCCAAAAAAUCAAAGACACUACAGCUGUUACUGGCACUACCAUCUUGAGGGCAUCUAAAGUUGUCAUUCGCGUCGGAUCCACCUACAAUGACCGCGGAGGCUCAAAGCAUGCGACGUCCAAGACUGUGGUCCACGAGGACUACAAAUAUUUGAAGAGUUACGACAACGACGUGGCAGUGUUGGUGCUGCCGACCAGUGUGAGCAACUACAAGAGCAGCUCGGUGCAGCCAGCCGUCAUCCCCCCGGGGGGGUAUGUGGUCCCGGACAACGCGUCUGUGGUAGCUGUCGGGUGGGGACAGACUGAUAUGAAAUGCAUCAAGUCAAACCCCCUCGGCCUGCGGCACGUGGGGCUGCGCACGGUGGACCGAGACACCUGCGGCGCGCGGUGGGGGGCUCCAACCGCAGACUCCAUGCUCUGCGCGGCGCUGCUUGAUGUUGGAGGAGCCGGUAUUUGUACGGGUGACUCCGGUGGUCCCCUGGUGUACAACGAGGUGGUGGUGGGGGUGACCUCAUUUUCGAUGACAUGCGACGAUUCCUUCUACCCUCAAGUGUUCACACGCGUCUCUAGCUACACCAACUGGAUCAACAACACUGGAGCUGUGAGGACAUGGUGACUGUGAGGGAGCCCCCCGCGCCCCCCGCCAACAGGAUCGUCGGGGGACGACCCACCACCGUCGAGGCAUACCCAUACAUGGCGUAUUUAAGAUCAUUAUGUACGGUAGGUACUGCUGCUUUACCAGACCCACCGACAUAAUUAUGGAAGCUUCGUUUGGAGCUGUCAACGCGAGCAAUGAAAAGGUUAAAUUUUCAUAAUACCGACACCAAACAGGGAAGUAAUGUUGAUGUGACUGUGACCGUAGGUACACAGUUGUACGGGUAAGGUCAGUGCGUCUCAGUAUGUUCGAGAAAUACUUCUCAAAUGUUCUAAAAAUUAAAAUAAUGAAGGUAUUCA
Molecule: messenger RNA, 1398 nt
Organism: Plutella xylostella (diamondback moth)
Lineage: Eukaryota; Metazoa; Arthropoda; Insecta; Lepidoptera; Plutellidae
Source: RefSeq, a predicted model, not a curated record